AUGUCCCUGGUCGCGAAUGACGCAAGGGAAAAGAUGGAGGCCAUCCAGGCUAGUCUCCGCCAAAGCUUGGACACGUUUGCUUCCGCACGUGAGUUUAUGACUUUGAACAGUAGUCUACAAACGAAGCCGGUUUCAACUGAACAAGUGCAGCUUCUCAAGCGGAAUUUCAUCCUUGACUCAUUCAGCAUAAGCAAGCUUCAGAAGGAGUAUAAGGACUGGGAGCAUGAAACCAACCUGGAGUUCAUCGGUAACGACAUUACGGAAUACAAUAGAAUUGUAGGCUUGAUGGCCAGAGUGAACCAGCAGCUAGACAAGACAAGUGCAACGUAUGAAAAAUUGACUUCCAACAUCAAGAUCCCCGAGUUUUCAGUUAGCAUGGAGUCCGUGGAGCGCACUGGUAACCCAACUUUGCUCAAAAGAGCCCGCGACCUCAACAAACGCAACUUUAAACUCGAGCAGCUCUUUUCGCUCGAUGCCGACCUGCCAGGUAUGCUAUAUCCCGAUUUUGAGUUGGUGCAAGCAUUGAUCAAUUACGAGUUUCGUCUCCGGGUUGAGAAACGAAUACAGCUUGAGAUUUUGAUGUCGAUGAAAAACACCAUUCAGGCUCAGAACCGAUCAUGGACUAUUCGAGAUAACUUCUUGAAGGACUUUUUGGACAACAAGCUAGGGAAGGUUGCUGAUGAAGUUGCUGCGAUUCGAGCCGAAAGUAGCAAAGCUAGAGAAGUUGAAGAGCAGGAAGAGCUGGAGAUAGACGAGGAGGAGGAGGAAGGAGAAGAGGAGGAGGAGGAGUCUCAUCAUCACCAUCAUCGUCAUCAUGAACAGGAGAACGCUAGCGAGAAUGAGAAUCUGGAAAGAGAAAACGAAAACGGAGAACACGAGGAUCGAUACGCCAGUGACAAUGACUUAGAAGGAGAGACCGACCCACAGUAUGUUCCUGACGGCGCUGAAAUGCAUGGCGAGGACGAGGUGCAGUCAAAGUCACCUUCAAAAGAAACGAGCCCCAUCAUGGAGAGCACAUCGGGCGCGAACCCAGAGGACGAAGUCGAAAUCGAAAUUGAAAUCGGAAACGAUGACAAUGACAAUGGCAAUGACAAUGACAAUAACAACGACGAUGAAAUGAUGAUAGAUUCUUAG
Molecule: messenger RNA, 1134 nt
Organism: Lodderomyces beijingensis
Lineage: Eukaryota; Fungi; Ascomycota; Pichiomycetes; Serinales; Debaryomycetaceae
Source: the annotation of a GenBank genome assembly